Messenger RNA from Hyposmocoma kahamanoa, 981 nucleotides. RefSeq lists its product as uncharacterized. The coding region runs from base 1 to 981 and encodes 326 amino acids. Lineage: Eukaryota; Metazoa; Arthropoda; Insecta; Lepidoptera; Cosmopterigidae. The transcript has 3 exons. The record is from RefSeq and is a predicted model, not a curated record.
AUGCACGACCUGCUCAAGCAUGAAGGUCACUUCGCCAAGGUGGCCAUCAGCGCGGUAAAAACUAGCGGCCGCCAGCAGAUACUUGAGUCCCUCGACAGGGAUCCGUGGGGUCGCCCGUACCGUGCAGCUAGGAAUAAACUUCACGCACAGGCGCCCCCGCUCACGGAGACCCUUCAACCCCAGCUGUUGGAGGGCGUGGUGUCGGCUUUGUUUCCGGACAGGCCUGAUCACGUUCCUCCAACAAUGGCGGGUUCUCAUUCGGAGGUCGAGGCUGAGGAGGAGGUUCCUCCAAUAGAGUCGGUGGAGGGUCGAUUCCCGAUCUGUUGGGAGGAGAGAGGACUGGUUCUCCUCAAGAAGGAUGGGCGCCCCGCAGAGUCUCCGGCUGCCUACCGCCCCAUUGUGCUGCUGGACGAUGUGGGAAAACGCUUUGAGCGUAUCGUUGCUUCCCUUAUCGUCCGCCACUUUCAUAGUGUAGGCCCCGAUCUGUCAGAUCACCAGUUUGGAUUCCGAGAGCGCCGAUCAACCGUUGACGCGAUCAUGCGCGUCAAAGCGUUCUCGGAUGAAACCGUGGCGUCUGGUGGCGUAUUGUUGGCAGUGUCUCUAGACAUUGCCAACGCGUUCAAUACGCUGCCCUUCUGGUGUAUCUCAGAGGCACUUCGGUAUCAUCGAGUGCCUCAUUAUUUAAAAAGAAUCAUCGGGGUCUACCUGAGCGACAGACCUAUCCUAUACCUGGGGCAGUAUGGCGUUAUUCGCCGUAGGAUCAUGCGGUGCGUUGUUCCACAGGGAUCGAUCUUAGGGUGCUCCUGUGGAAUAUCGGAUAUGAUUGGGUCCUGCGGGGCGCCUUUCCUUCCGGGCUCCAGGUGUUCUGCUACGCGGACGAUACCCUGGUCACAGCCCGAGGGGAGAACAUUGAGGUGGCAGCGGCACGUGCUGCAGCGGGAGUUCGGCAGGUCGUUGGGCGGAUCAAAAUGCUGGGCCUGA